AUGGACUUCUACGGCCCUUGGAGCAAAACUGGUUUCAAAGCUCUGAGGAAACGAGCGGAUGCGGCCGGCAGAGUGAUACUGGCCCAGUUGGGAUCAUAUCUCAAAACAACCUUCGACAAGGCUUCUUUCAUGGAGAGUGCCAAAGAGUUCGUGAAGAUUUUUCCUGUUGACGGUUUCAGUGUGGGCAUUAGAACAUCCGAUCCCAGUAGAUACCAACUUGUGAAGGAACUUGUCGCGGCUAUUAAAGAGCUCAACCUACGGCCCGAACUCAAACAAACCGGCAUAGGGAAGAUGGUCGAUAAUGCCGUUCUUCUUCCGUGGCCAAGUGACACGAACGAGUCCAUAGAAAACUUCAAUACGAACCGUGUCGCCGAAUAUAUGAUCAAAGAUGCCGUCAAAGCUGGUGUAGAUUUCAACAAGCUUAUUUUUUACAUACCACUAAUCGCUAGGGCAACCUACUCCAGCUCGGUCUUGGGAUACUCGAAUGUAAUCUGCUUUGGUGCCGACCCCAGGGGCAACGGAUCAGUCAUCUUCCCGGAUGGGAGCGGCUACUAUUUCUUUUCACAAACUCGUGCAAUCGAGAAAGUUGACCUGGCAAAGAAGUACGGACUGCACGGCGUUGGACUACAAGGCGGCGAGUCUAGUGAUAAUGAUCUGUACCCUUGGGACACAGACUCCUUGUUUCACGCUAUUGCUUCAACUCGCGGACGAUCCCUCACAGAGUAG
This is a messenger RNA of Perkinsus marinus ATCC 50983, 726 nucleotides long. RefSeq lists its product as hypothetical. The coding region runs from base 1 to 726 and encodes 241 amino acids. Lineage: Eukaryota; Perkinsozoa; Perkinsida; Perkinsidae. The transcript is spliced from 3 exons. The record is from RefSeq and is a predicted model, not a curated record.